GGCACUAGAGUAGAAUCCCAAGGAGUGAUUACAGAGGAGUCAGAAGAAGAUUCUGAAGUACACGAGGAAGUGGCUGAGUUGGCGAGUGAGGAGGGCAUGGACGAAAAGACCGAUGAUGAAACUAAAACUGAAACCGAAGAUGAUGCAGAAGAGAAGAAAGUUAUUGAUGUAGAAUCCGGAGCAAUGGUAACAAGUAAAGGCACCAGCUGGGCCUCCAAAGAGUGGGCUGUUCACCUGAUGCUCCCUCCUGAUGCUGUAUCUGAGCGUACGUCAAUAGUGGUACACAGAUGGGAAUACAGUGUCCUUUCACCCCCGCUGCAGGAGCAUGAGGCCAUCACUAGCAAUGUUAUUGAACUAUCUUCCAUUAAUGGCCAAGAACUAAAAUUUAACACCAAGGUGAAGCUGUCGCUAUCCCACAGCGCAACAGACCUCUGGGGCUACGAGCUAGUGAUAAAAAAGCUGAUUGACAAAAAGGCGAAUAAAUGGGAAGACUUGGAUGGAACCAGGGACAUGCGUUGUAGUCCAGACGUCGAAGACAAUCACCCUUUUGACAUGAAAAUACCAGAAUUUUUCUUUCCCGUUGCCCAAGCUGAUAUAUCUGAGUGUUCAGCAUAUGCAGUAGUUUGCCGUCUCAAGGCUUCUCCAACUUACACCAUCACGUCUGCUGGCGGCUCAUUUGGCCAUCCUGACUUCCCAGGCGUGACAGUUACAAUCCCUGAGAAUGCUGUUGCACCUAACGCAAAAUUCCCGUUGGAGUUAAAGGUUCAAGAAGUUUCAGAUGAAGAAUUUAAAGAGGAAGCUAUAUUUCUUGGACCUGUAUUGCGAAUCAAAUGCUUUGAAGCUGUCCAGUUCUUGAAACCUGUCAACAUUCAGCUGCCAAUUUCUCUUCGAGAGCAACAAGACUUGAAUCUUAAUCCUACAACAUGUCACGUCAGAGUGCUAUUCCUCAAGUCCGAUGGUGACCAAAAAGAAUGGAUUGAAAUCACUGAUGAUCUUGUGAAACCACCAAGUCUUGAUGGAAAGUUUGUUAGGUUCCAUGUG
Molecule: messenger RNA, 1041 nt
Organism: Porites evermanni
Lineage: Eukaryota; Metazoa; Cnidaria; Anthozoa; Scleractinia; Poritidae
Source: the annotation of a GenBank genome assembly